Messenger RNA from Phaethon lepturus (White-tailed tropicbird), 564 nucleotides. RefSeq names its product selenoprotein K (gene SELENOK). Gene Ontology annotation, biological process: endoplasmic reticulum calcium ion homeostasis; calcium ion transport. The annotation marks the transcript as partial. Lineage: Eukaryota; Metazoa; Chordata; Aves; Phaethontiformes; Phaethontidae. The record is from RefSeq and is a predicted model, not a curated record. The transcript has 4 exons. Gene Ontology annotation, cellular component: Golgi apparatus; endoplasmic reticulum membrane.
GACAAGUUUUGGAUAACCAGAGUCGGGCUCCUUGGCGUUUGUCAUCUAUAACAGAUUUCUUCUGGUCGAUAGCAGAUUUUGUGGUUCUGUUUUUCCAGAGCAUUAUUCAACCAGAUUUGCGAAGAAGAGGCUACACAUCUUCCUCCUAUUCAGGAUACAAUGACGGAAGAGGGCCUCCAGCACAUCCUCGCCGUAGGAUGGGUCGAGUAAAUCACUGGGGUGGAGGCCCCAGUCCACCACCAAUGGCUGGAGGUGGAUGAGGAAGGUAAACGCCUGCUGAAGAGGCAGGCAAAAGCAUACACAUUUGCAAGAUGAAAGGGAAGAAGAAUUCAGUGGCGGACCAAAUGAGUUUGGAUGUUGUGGAUGUGUAUGUCUAACUAUAAACUGUUCUGUGAUACAAGCAGAUUAAUGAAGUUGUACUGGGAACUCCUUCUUCAAGGAUCCAGUGUAACUGAACUACAGUUUUAUUAAAUACAUGUUUACUGUCUAAAGUCUUUGUAUAGUUUCUGAACAUUUUACUGUAGUUUGCAAAGUAAUAAGUAAAUUAUAUUUGGGUUGUCACAA